UUACCUUGAGGGAUGGCCAAAAUACCACUCCAUGCUGGAUCACUCCUUUCUAAAGCAGUUAUUUCAUAAUGCUUCACCAGCUCAUAGCUGUGUUUGUAUUUUAAUAAUUCAGAAGAGGUCUAUGUGUGUAAUUCAGUUGCUUGGCCCAAAGUGUUGUAGUGUCAGUUUGGAAUAUCAAGCAGUCUGGGGCAUUUUUUUCAUCCUUAUGCCUGCUUUCACUUUCUUUUCAUUAAUUCAUUCAGAGAACCCCAACUACAUAUGUGUGUAGCUGCCUCAACAUAUGGUAAGGGGAAUCCCACUGGGAUUGUAACACAGUGGAUUAUUUUUAGUAACUAACUUGAAGUGCGUCUUUUGCCUUCUAGAUUAAAGAGCAGAAAAUUGUAGUUGAUGAGCUUUCUAAUUUGAAGAAGAACCGGAAAGUUUAUAGGCAGCAACCCAAUAGCAACAUAUUCUUCCUUGUAGACCGAACAGAAACACUAUCUCAAUGCAAAAAUACGUUAGAUGAAUUGAAGAAGGCACAUCAGGAGACAGAAAAUUCAGAAAAGACCAAAAUCAAGAAGUAGUCCAUUUGAAUUCAAAUUAGCAAUGUGUGGUAUUUGUUGCGUUGUUACCUUGUCCAACCAGCAUACUAUUCAUGAUUUCUUUAACAAAGAUGUGCUCUCCUGUCUUAGAAGAAGAGGACCAGACAGCAGUCAACAGUUAAUAAAAACUGUAUCUGAUCUCUCUUAUGAGUGUCUGUUUUCUGGUCACGUACUUCAUUUGAGAGGAUUGAUGACUCCUCAGCCUCUGGAGGAUGCCAAUAACAAUAUUUUUCUUUGGAAUGGAGAAAUUUUCGAUGGAGUUCAUGUUGGAUCUCUAGAGAAUGACACUGAAAUUAUGUUUCAUCGUCUUACCUUAUGCAGUAGUGAAGUUGACAUUUUGUCACUCUUUUCAUCACUUCGGGGUCCAUGGUCUUUUAUUUAUUAUCAAGGAUCUAGAGACUGUUUAUGGUUUGGUAGGGAUUAUUUUGGUCGUCGUAGCUUGCUUUGGCAGUUCAGUAAUGAGGCUGACAAGGCUGUCUGUCUCACAUCCGUAAGCGUUUAUUCUGAAUGUGGUAAGGAAUGGCAAGAAGUUCCAGCAUCUGGAAUUUUCAAAAUUGAUCUCAAAGCUUGUGCAACAACUAAAUCUUUGUCUUUAACGUUAUUUCCAUGGAAAUACAGCUGCACAGAGAAGACAGAAGAAAUGUUCAUUAAUGUUCUGGAUCAAAUUUCAAAAGGUUUGCCAAACCACAUACCUCUUGUGACAAAUGAAUCAAAACUGUGCCUGACAGCACCAGUUAUUCCCUUGAAUAAAACAAUUGCUGACGCUUUGGGUGAACAUCAAUGCACUAAUGUUAGCAACAAUAACCACACAGUUUCUGUAGAAACCCUUCAAGCAUUCCUUGCAGAUGAACACAAGAAGAAAUUAGUCCAUCGACUUAUUGAUGUUUUAAGUGAAGCUGUGAAGAAACGGGUUUUAGCUCUGUUUAGAGUUAAAGAUGGGAAAACAAGAGAAAUUCCAAGCACGCCUACCAGUAAAGCACAUGUCGCGGUGCUCUUCUCUGGAGGCAUUGAUUCUAUGGUUAUUGCAGCCCUUGCUGAUCAACAUGUUCCUUUGGAAGAACCAAUUGAUCUUCUCAAUGUAGCUUUCAAGAUUAAAGGGCAAAGUAAGCAAAAGCGUGCCUCUAAAAAACAUAUUGACCAGGAAAUACAGCUUGAUUUGCUUUCUUGUCAAGAAAACUAUGAAGGUGUUGAUGUUAAAACUGAUGAUCAUUUGAUUUGCUUUGAUGUUCCUGACAGAAUCACUGGCAGAGCAGGACUGAAAGAAUUAAAAGCUAUUAACCCUUUAAGAACCUGGAACUUUGUGGAAGUUAAUGUUAGGCUAGAGGAAUUGAAAAAAUUGAGACAACAGCGCAUUAGUCACUUGAUCUAUCCAUUGGAUACAGUCCUGGAUGACAGCAUUGGCUGUGCAGUUUGGUUUGCUUCCAGAGGGGAGGGUUUCCUUAGUAACCAAGGAGAACUCGAACCAUAUAAAAGUUCUGCAAAGGUUGUACUUACAGGAAUUGGGGCAGAUGAGCAGCUUGCUGGAUAUUCUCGACAUCGUGUUUGCUUCAAAAAAUAUGGUUUAGAAGGUCUAAAUAAAGAAAUUGGAAUGGAGGUAGAUCGCAUUUCUUCUAGAAAUCUUGGUAGAGAUGACAGGAUUAUUGGCGAUCAUGGAAAAGAAGCCAGGUUUCCUUUUCUUGAUGAAGAUGUUGUUUCAUUCCUCAAUUCUCUGCCUAUCUCAGAAAAAGCAGAUUUGACUUUACCUCGAGGAAUUGGUGAGAAAUUGAUUCUGCGCCUUGCAGCUGUGGAGUUGGGCCUAACAGCCUCGGCCGUUCUGCCAAAGAGGGCUGUACAAUUUGGAUGUCGCAUUGCGAAACUGGAGAGCAACAGUGAAAAAGCCUCUGAUACAUGCAGCAGACUAAAGUUACUUUCAGUAGAUGAAGUAUAAAGCUACAUCUUGAGAAAGUGCUAUUAUCCUAUAUGCAAAUUCAGUAAACCUUGGGGUUGUUUUA
Struthio camelus australis is the source of this 2572-nucleotide messenger RNA. RefSeq names its product asparagine synthetase domain-containing protein 1. The record is from RefSeq and is a predicted model, not a curated record. Lineage: Eukaryota; Metazoa; Chordata; Aves; Struthioniformes; Struthionidae. Gene Ontology annotation, molecular function: asparagine synthase (glutamine-hydrolyzing) activity.